GCUUUAUUUUGAUAAAUCACCGCUUGGUGUUUAUUGCGCGAAGUUUUGUUUGUUUUUGCAAGUUUUAUGUCUGUAUACAAGCGAAUCAGAAGUAGUUGAAGACGUAGCUAUGUUAAUUAGUGUCCGAAGUGCUGUGUGGAGUUAACAAAAUGCCCUAUUACUGCACGGUACCACGGUGUACGUCCAUGGCUGGUAAAGCCAAAAACGUCUCCUUCCAUCAAUUUCCUAGAGACGAGGAGUUAGCUAAGCUUUGGAAUAAUAUAUUGAAACGAGGCAAGCCGUACACGAAAUACUCAAAAGUCUGCAGUCUGCAUUUUAAGCCUGAAGAUUAUACUAUUACCAGUGUUGGAAAAAAUAAAGGUCAAUGGCGAACCCUCCGCAAAGAUGCAAUCCCAUCACAGAACCUACCAUCAGAUACUCCCGCACCGUACUCCAGGAGAGAGAGGAGUACCGGUUCUUGGGUCCCCAGCAGCCCGCCACCGGGGUACAUAGAUCCUAGAAUGCAACAACAGAUGGCGCAAGCGAUAUACGUGCAGACGAUGCUGGCGAUGCACGCGGCGGGCGCCACGGAGCCGCUCUCAGUAAAUGCUGUAAACGGUACAUCACCAUUAGUACAUAAAGAUGUAGACUCACCACACUCGAUCUCGAACGAACAGCUCCACACUCCAGACACAACGGGCCACAACGAUACACAACCAAAUGCAGAACGGACAUCGUACAAAUGUACAGAAUGCUUAAAAUGCUUCAAAGACCCAGAUGUAUUUAUACUACACAGACGGACACAUAGUAGAGAGGACUCGAGCGAAAAGGAGAACUCCGAUGAACAACAAACGUUGAAAGCAAAUCCGAUAUUAGCUAACCUACUGAGAGCGAACACAGAAAAUAUCAAUAGGUUUGAUACAAAUAACAUUCUUAGUAUAGAAAAUCACAUUAUGGCAGCUUUAGCAGUCAAUAUGGAAACAUAUAUUAGGAAUAUAUCAUCUAUGCUUAACAAAAAUAACAAUCAAAGUUCAGAUGAAAGGAAUUCCGAUGAUGACAGAAUAUUGGAUGAAUCGACUGAUUCGAAUAAGUUAGUUAUAGAUGAGAAUGUGUGACCGAGGGCGAAGUAACAAUUUAUAUUUCUAUCGAGUCGAUUCAGAGUGAGGCGCAGCGAACCAAUCACGUUGCGUUGUGGUUGUCGUCGCGUCACAAUGCCGCACUGUGAUUGGUGUCGGCUGCGAAUCGACUCGAUGGUGAGUUGUAAACAGCAAUGUCGUACUUCACACACUAUACGCGUGAGAAUUAGACAUUUUUUGUAAUUCAGGAUCAGUUUGUGAUUAUCAAAGGAAAAGUUCACUAUAGUUUCAGUCGAGUAUAGUUUGUACAACAUAUUUUUGUUUGUGUUAUGGCUGAAUCGUUUGAUAGCUUGAUCUCUGUGACAGAUGACAAAUAAUAUAUCUGUCUCUGUCGUUCACAUUUCGAAUCUAUCGUUUUGUCCUUUUCCAACACGCGUCGUGUGUUUUUCAUUAAUCAUGUUUUAUUUAGUGGUAUCAUCUUAUUAGUCGGUGAAUUUUCAUGCAAUUUGACCGCCGUCAUUACCGUCCUUCAAAAUAAAGAACCUCUAUUAUGUAUACCCAGGAUCGGCUCCCAACGAGGGAGCUCCUCAGCGGUUUACAGCACGGACAUGGGUUGCUACAAGAUCUCUCAGACGACAAUAUAAGCUUGUGGUAUUUUUUUUUUAUUUUUAUAAAUGCUUGUUAUUAAAAUUAUAGUCUCAAUACACAUACUCAACAUAAAACUAACUAAUUUUAAUUUUUUUUUUGAAUAAUUGUUUACUGGCUCCGUGCUUGUAGAAUAAGACUGAUUUUUGACGGACAUAGAUUAAUAGAAAAUAAUAUUUGAAAGCUCCCAUCUGUUUUCAAUACUCGGAUACCUGUUUAGUUUAUUAUUAUUAUUGAUUUUGUGAUUCUGUACAGCCGAACGCAUUAUCAAGUUACCCACGUUAAAUCCUUAUGCCGCUGUGAUAACAGCUAAUUUGCAAUGAAUUUGGGUUACAUGAUGACUGUACCGAAGAUAAUGUAGACUAUUAUGGAGGAUUCAUCGUGUUAAACCACAUACUUACCCUGUUAUUCAUAAACAUGUUGAAAGCAUAAUUUGAAUACUCUUUUGUCUCGUUCUGUCAAUGUCAAAUGUUGUGAAGUGUGACGGUGACAAAACAUACUUUUACAAAAUAAAA
This is a messenger RNA of Plodia interpunctella (Indianmeal moth), 2215 nucleotides long. RefSeq lists its product as uncharacterized. The record is from RefSeq and is a predicted model, not a curated record. Bases 150 to 1094 code for a protein of 314 amino acids. Lineage: Eukaryota; Metazoa; Arthropoda; Insecta; Lepidoptera; Pyralidae. The transcript has 4 exons.